AUGAAAAAUGUUGAGAAAGAUGUAAACCAUAUCAAAGAAUUUAUUCAAACGUUUUAUUUUGCGAAAAAUGUGGAAAUAGUAAUUGAUGAAUCCUCUCUGAAAAAACUAAAUAAGACACUAAAGGAAAAUAACACAACUUCGAUAAAUUUAUAUUCCUGUUAUGCUAUAUGGCUAUGUAUGAAUGAAAUAUACCCAUCAUGGUUUGAUAUAUCAAUUCACCCUGCUCAAUUUGACUCAGAGUUCGACGCUUACGAGUGCUUACUCAAAUAUUUAAAUGAAUAUCACGAAAAUAAAUUUGAAAGGAUGAUAAAAAAGAUCAUCGAAAAUUUAAUGGGAUUGACAGUAAAUGAGUUUAUUGACAUAUACAGCUUAGUUAUAUUGGCUGCUCUAGUUUCAGAUGAGAAGCAAAGGCAUGUAAAUAAUAUUUUAUCCCUUAAUCAUGAAACACAAAAAUAUAUACAUAAUAUUGUAGAAAUUUUAGAUAAAGAGGAAAAUGUAAAUAAAGAAACUAAGUUAGCAACAGAUGAUCCUACUAAUGACGCCGAAAGUUUUAACGAGUCCAUGAAAAAUGAAAUAAAACAGUUGAAAGAAAAGGUUAAAUAUCUUGAGAUGGAAAAUGAAAACUUGAACAGCUCACUAACUGAACAAAAUAAAAUAAUUGAAGAGAAAAAUGAAAAAAUGAACAAUUUGCAAAAACAAAUUAAUACAGCUAUCGAAAAAACGAAAAAUCAAUAUAUUGCACAAAUAGAAGAACAAGAAAAAAAAAUUCACGAGUUACAAAAUAUUAUAGAAAAACAGAAUAAAGAUAAGAGUUAUACAGAAAACAAUUUGAAAAAUAAAAUAAAAGAAUUAGAAGAUGAGCAGAACAUACUGAAGCAAGAAAAUUCGAAUAUAGAAAAUUUGCAGAAUAAAAUAAAUAUGUAUAAAGAAAAAUUAGAUAGUUUGAUGACUGUACAAAAUAUAAAUAAGGAAUUAGAAGAUAAGCUUAAAAACAAUACACAAAAAAUGGUUGAUAUGGAAAAUGAAAUAGAAAAAUUAAAGCAAGAGUCAAAUAAUAUAAAAAUAUAUAAGGAUAAAUGUGCAGAUUUAGAUUCAACUCUAGUAAAUACAAAGAAAGAAAAUCAAAAGUUGAUGCAAGAUGUUGAAGAAAAAAAUAAAACCAUACAAAAAUUGAAAAAUGACUUAGAAGCGAAAAACCAAUCCUAUGACAUGUUGAAAAAAGAACAAAAUUUUGAUAAAAUUAACAUAGGGUUAAGUAACGUCGAUCAAACGGAAGAAUUAAUAAGACUUAAAAAAGAGAAUGAAAAUUUAAAAAAGCAAGUAGGAUCAAAUUCAAAUCAGGAAAUAGACAAAGUGAAAGAGCUUGAAAGUGAAAUUGAUGACUUAAAAAGAGUAAAUAAAAAGCUAGAAGAUAAAAUAUCAGAAAACAUGGAUAGAGGGAAUACAAAUAAUGAAGUACUGCUAAAGGAAAAAUAUGAGAAAUCUUUAAAAGAAAUAGAAAAUAAAAGAAAAGAAAUGGAUAACAAACAAAAAGAAAUAGAAGCAAAUCGAAAAGAAAUAGAUGCAAAACAAAAAGAAAUAGAAGAAAAUAGAAAAGAAAUAGAAGAAAAACGAGAAAAAAUUAAAGAAUUGGCCGAGGCAAACAAAAACAUGAAGACUCAGAUGUGUAGUAUACAAGGAAAUGCCGAUGCUGCUAUAAAUGAAAAAAUCAUCAAGCUUGAAGCCGAAUUACUUAUGGAGAAGAAAAAUUGCGGGCAUAUUGAAGAUACAACAAAAAAUAAAUUAAGCAAGGAAUUUAAUUCUGCAUUACAAAUUUUUAAGGAACAACUACAAAUUAGGGAAAAGGAAACUGAAUAUUACAGAGAUGCACUGAAGACACAAAUAGAUAUUUAUAAAGACGAACAAAAACUAUUAAGCGAUAUUAUUCAUAGCUUAGGUUUGAAAUAUAAACAACUGCAAACUUAUAAUCUUUCCUUAAGGAACGAAAUUACAGGAAUAAAAUUAAGAGCCCAGACAUGUGCAGAACCAGGAAAAAAAUAA
Messenger RNA from Plasmodium malariae, 2040 nucleotides. RefSeq names its product conserved Plasmodium protein, unknown function. NCBI's taxonomy places the organism in Eukaryota, Apicomplexa, Aconoidasida, Haemosporida, Plasmodiidae. The record is from RefSeq and is a predicted model, not a curated record. The transcript is spliced from 17 exons. Bases 1 to 2040 code for a protein of 679 amino acids.